This is a messenger RNA of Athalia rosae (coleseed sawfly), 1417 nucleotides long. RefSeq names its product zinc finger protein 330 homolog (gene Noa36). Gene Ontology annotation, cellular component: nucleus. Gene Ontology annotation, molecular function: zinc ion binding. Lineage: Eukaryota; Metazoa; Arthropoda; Insecta; Hymenoptera; Athaliidae. The transcript has 6 exons. The record is from RefSeq and is a predicted model, not a curated record. Bases 137 to 1093 code for a protein of 318 amino acids.
GACUCCCCCUCACAAAUAAUAUAACCUCAGUCCUCUGGGUCUAGCUGGCUGGAUUUUCUUAGAUUAAUUUGGUCAACAAGAUAUUAUAGUUAUCAUCUUCUUCAGCGCAUUUUCGCGUUAUAAACAGGCUGUAAAAAUGCCGAAGAAGAAGACAGGUCAAAGGAAAAAAGCAGAAAAACAAAAACUGCGACAGAAGGAAAUUCGUACUGCUAAAGGUCAAAUUGAUUUGGCAAAAUUUCCUUGCAAUGCAAUAAUGGAAUGUGACAAGUGCAAUAGGAAGCAAAAGAGUAGAGCAUUUUGUUACUUCUGCCAGAACGUUCAGCGUCUACCCAUAUGUGCUCAUUGUGGCAAAGUGAAAUGCAUGUUGAAAACCGGAGAUUGCGUUAUUCGACAUGCAGGCGUAUUCACUACAGGCCUCGGUAUGGUGGGUGCAAUAUGUGAUCAUUGUGAAGCAUGGGUAUGCCAUGGACGUCGAUGUCUCACCUCUCACGCCUGUAGCUGUCCACUGAUGGAUGCAGUCUGUCAAGAAUGUGAGAGAGGUGUUUGGGACCAUGGAGGCAGGAUAUUUAAAUGCUGCUUCUGCGACUGCUUUUUAUGUGAAGACGACCAAUUUGAGCAUCAAGCGUCAUGCCAAGUUUUGGAAUCGGAAAGCUUCAAAUGCCAGUCCUGUAACAAACUCGGUCAAUACUCUUGCUUAAGAUGUAAGACGUGUUACUGCGAGGAUCACGUUCGUAGGAAAGGUUUCAAGUAUGAAAAGAACAAACCAAUUCCUUGUCCAAAAUGUGGAUAUGAAACUUCUCAGACCAAGGAUCUUAGUAUGUCCACAAGAAGCCAUAAAUUCGGUCGACAAAAUCAAGGGGGAACUUAUGAUUCUGACGAAGAGGGCAAUGGAUAUGGUUACUAUGGUAGUACAGCUCAUAGCUACGGAGAUGAAGUUGAGGAUGACGAUGAUGACGAGGAGAAUGAUACUUCUGGAGAAGAUGAAGAGGAAGAUGAAGAUGAAGAUGAAGAUGAGAGCUCAAAUGAUGACGAAGAAAAUACUCCUCAGUCUGAUUCCAAAGGCGUUACAUCUGAUCAAAAAGGCAGCAGUUAGCUGAAGAUCUGUAGGUACUUACUUAAGUAUAAAGAUCAUUUGUGUUAGAGAUGGGACAAUUUGGAUGCAUUGAAAGGAAGAAUGUCUAUUUUUCACGUUCAGUUAUUGAUUUCUUACAAAUGUUUUUAAUAGUCGACAAAUAAAUCGUAACGAUAUAUUAUGCCACUCAAAUGGAACUUGGUCGUGCCUCUACGAGUAGUACCAUGCAUAGCAUCAUUGCAUAUUUUCCUGAAUGGUGACUGAAGAUAGGUAUUGUAUUCCUACAGGUGUGGAAACAUAUGUACCUACUCCAACGAUGUAAUAAAAUGAAUCUUAUGAUCUUUA